GCGGACAUCCGCGGCGCCCCGUCGCUGCUCCCUAUUGCUGGAUCCUCCUGAACACCCACCUGGACUCCGGGCGUCCUUUCUACCCCGCAGCCAUUUGCUUGCCUUCCUGCAGACAUGCCGUUCGUUGAAUUGGACACAAACUUGCCUGCUGGCCGCGUGCCCGCGGGACUGGAGAAGCGGCUCUGCGCGGCCAUUGCGACCAUCCUGGGCAAACCUGAGAACCGCGUGAACGUGGCGGUGCGGCCUGGCCUGGCCAUGGUGGUGAACGGCUCGGCAGAGCCCUGCGCGCAGCUACUUGUCUCCUCCAUCGGUGUGGUGGGCACGGCCGAGCACAACCGCGACCACAGCGCUCGCCUCUUCGAGUUCCUCACCAAGCAGCUGGACCUGGCCCAGGACCGGAUAAUUAUCCGCUUUCUCCCUUUGGAGCCCUGGCAGAUUGGCAAGAAUGGGACAGUCAUGACUUUUUUGAUUGGCAUGGAGGAUGUCUAGAGUCUGUGAGCUGGCAGCCCCUUCCAGAGAUGCCUCCUGGCAGUGAGAGCCUGGUAGACACCCCCACCUGUUCUGUGCAGCCAUGCCUGUGAACUCACGGUCCUCUUCCCCAUCAUCAUGACAAAUAAAUGAAGACAGCUUUGUCUUUCAAACA
Vicugna pacos (alpaca) is the source of this 643-nucleotide messenger RNA. RefSeq names its product D-dopachrome tautomerase (gene DDT). NCBI's taxonomy places the organism in Eukaryota, Metazoa, Chordata, Mammalia, Artiodactyla, Camelidae. The record is from RefSeq and is a predicted model, not a curated record. Gene Ontology annotation, molecular function: phenylpyruvate tautomerase activity.